Cherax quadricarinatus is the source of this 5749-nucleotide messenger RNA. Lineage: Eukaryota; Metazoa; Arthropoda; Malacostraca; Decapoda; Parastacidae. The record is from RefSeq and is a predicted model, not a curated record.
GCGGCUCCGGACACACCGGGUCAGUCUCCGCUCUGGACUCUUUCAGUAAACAUCGCUCACGCCGCUCCUGCCGCUCCCGAAGCUGCUGAUCUCCGUACCACUAGUGCGUAAGAAGACUCCAGACGUGUUGAUAAUAUUGUGGCUGCCUUCAACACUUGUUUUCCCUGAGAGAGGAUGUGGCCUUCAGGAUGGUACUGUGGAGUUCUCCUGCUGGUGGUGUCGGUCGCCUCCAACACCGUCGAGGUGGUCUAUCCCUCUCCUGUACUUAUGGAAACAGAGUCGUCAUACUGGCUGCAGCUGGCCAGGAAGGAGCUGGAGGAGGCGCUACACAAACCUAAACUCACUAACGUGGCCAAGAACGUCAUCCUCUUCCUCGGUGAUGGUAUGGGGAUCACUGUAGGCACUGCUGGCAGGAUCCUUAAAGGGCAGAAGAAGGGAGUGUCUGGGGAGGAAGGUUAUCUGGCCUGGGAGAGAUUCCCCAAUGUUGGCCUCAUCAAGACCUACAACUUGGACAAGCAGGUGGCAGAUAGUGCUGCCACUGCCACAGCUUUCUUAACCGGGGUCAAAGCUAACUACUACACGCUGGGGGUCAACGGUAAGGUCAAACUGGAUGACUGUGAGGCCUCGCUAAAACCGGAGAACAGAGUGGAGUCUAUCUUGAAGUGGGCACAAGAUGCCAACAAGGCCACAGGUGUGGUGACAACAGCUCAGGUAACACAUGCAACACCUGCUGGUCUGUAUGCUAAGACUUCCAACCGUAAGUGGCAGUGUGACACAGCCAUCAUGAAAGCUGGGCCAGAUGCUCUCAGAUGCAAGGACAUUGCUCGCCAGCUGGUUGAAGAUGAACCAGCCAUCAACAUGAAGGUUAUUAUGGGUGGAGGUCGACAGGAGAUGGGGGAACCACUGGAAUCAGGAGCUGAAGAAGUAUGUGUACGUACUGAUGGUAGGAACCUGGUGCAGGAGUGGAAGAACUCCAAGGCUGCCCAGGGCAAGAACUACACAUACAUCACCACCACUAGAGAACUACGCUCAGUCAACACUCAGAAUGCUGAAUACAUCAUGGGUUUAUUUGGAGACAUACAUGUGCCAUAUGAGGUGGAUAGGAACACAAGCUUGGAUGGGACUCCAUCCUUAAAGGAGAUGGUUGAGGUUGCACUCAGGAGACUCAAGAAAGAUGAGGAUGGGUUUUUCUUAAUGGUUGAGGGAGGCAGGAUUGACCAUGGGCUUCACUGGGGCCAGCCACGACGAGCACUAGAGGAGUUGCUGGCCAUGGAGGAGGCACUGGAAGCAGCAUUGAAAAUGAUCAGCUUGGAGGAGACACUGGUGGUAGUCACAGCAGAUCACUCUCAUGUUAUAACUAUGAAUGGUUAUCCUGAGAGAGGCAACAAUAUUCUUGGUGUUGUGAUGAAUGAUGACGUCGAAGACCACAUGCCCUUCACAACCCUCAUGUUUACUAAUGGUCAUGGCUUCAACUACACCUGGAAUGGAGAAAAAGUAAUGCGACGAAACUUAUCAGGGGUUGAUACAACUGAGGCAGAUUUUGAGGCACUGGCUGCUGUCCCUACUUCCCCAGGCUCAGAGACUCAUGGAGGGGAAGAUGUUGGAGUAUAUGCCAUAGGUCCAAUGGCUCACCUCUUCCAUCGAGUUCAUGAACAGAACUAUGUGGCUCAUGUGAUGGCCUAUGCAUCAUGCAUUGGUCCUUAUGAGAAUGACUGUGAGCGUCCAGUACAAAGACCAGAAAAUAUCUACAAGCAUGUUAAAGACCUCAAUAAGAAAAUCAUAAAUUCAGGUGGAACCCCAGUAGCUACAUGUUCUGUAGCACUAGUGUCUAUCACACUGGCUUAUGUUACCAGACUUUUGAGGUGCUGAGGGUAAGCUUUGGCAUGUCUAGAUACACUUUUAUUAUGAAUAUAUUUAUUUAUUUUAUUAAACAAGGAAAAGAUUUUUCAUUCAAAUUUAUCUCAAGCUGAAGUUGGUAAUAUUUACAAAAUUUUGUUAGUGUGAUUCAUGUUAAGUUUCCUUUUCAAAUUAUUAUUUUUCACAAUAGGUUUAUUUACUGGUAAUAGCCUUACUGUUAAGAAUAAUACAUUUAAGAAACAAAAUUGUUACGCACAAUUGAUUUUUUAACACUAGCAAGUAAAAUCAAUUGAAAUAAAAUUAUAUCUAUAUAGUUUAAUUUAGCAGAUGCAAAGCCUCUCAAGUACAGUAUAUAAUGAUUUCCAGCCAUUAGACAUGGAACCAUCAGGAGCGGCAAUUUAGCAUUGUUUUUCUCGGUUGAGUGUUUGACUCCCACCCGAAAGAACCUGAUUCAGUCUUAGUGAGGCAAGAUUGAUGGUCAAGUGUUUAAUUUAUAACCAAAAGAGCCCACUUCUGUGGUCAUCUCCUGACAUCUGCCCCUGUCUAUCUAGCAGUACCUACUUUAGGAGUUAGUUGCAUGGUGUCAGUCACAUACUACUAGGAAAGAGGACCUAAAGACUGCAUUGGAAAAAUGCAAUAUUGCUUGGCUUCAUGGGAGGUACUUUAAUGCCAGUGAAAGGCUCUUGGAGAUGCAUUCCUUUUCCAUGGAUCAAAUCUGAUCGUCUCAUUCUCCAAAAUGCUGUAUGACCUCAUAAGGGUUAUACAGCACCCCAGUGAAGUAAAAAAUAGCCUUGGAUUAUCCUAGACUUAUUAUUCCUCUAGGGUGAAUAAUCCAAAGAAAGUCUCCUUCCCAACUGGUGAGUGAUGCAUAUGUAAAUAAGACACUAAGCAAUAAUUAUUGUCUGAUAGGCUGGAUCCUUCAAACCAGACAUUGCUUUAAAUAUUUUUUAUUUUUGUUACAUAUUUAAAUUGUUUAGUACAGUAAGAGCCAAUCCUUCUGAACAUUCUUUGAGCUUUAUGGAUUCUUCUGUGAAUGUAACAACAGUUAGCUUCAUGGAGGAGAGUAAAAUACAGUGAAGGUAUUUUGAAAAUCGUAUUCAACAUGUAUACAUCUUGGUGAUGAAAUAAAAGUACGGUGGAACCUCAGUUUUUGUGAUUAAUUCGUUUCAGAAAGUCUGACAAAAAUCGAAUUGUAUGAAUACAGAAGCAAUAUUUCCCAUAAGAAAUAGUGUAAAUCCAAUUAAUCCAUUCCAGACAUGCAACAAUAUUAACAAAAAAUACAUUUUAUAGAGAGUAACUAUGGUUUUAUAUACAGAAAACAGUGAGAAAUAAAUAUAAAUGGAUAAAUGAACAUUUAACAUCACCUUUACCUUUAUUGAAGACUCUUGUUGGCGUAUGGAACACGGCGAGGAGGGGAGAGGGAAGAGAGGUUAUUGUUUGGAAGGGGAAUCCCCUUCCAUAAGGACUUCAGGUAUCAAGGCACUAUCUGGGGUUACUUCCCUUCUUUGUCUUUUACUGGCACUAGGACCAGCUUGAGAGUCACUGUACCCCUGUCGCACAAAAAAUCUGUCCAGAGAGGUCUGUUUCUGGCGUCUCUAACAUUUUCCUAAAGUGGGACAAGGCAUUGUCAUUGAAUAUGUUGCAGACACAGCUUGCAACAGCUUUGUUAGGGUGAUAUUUCUCCACAAAACUUUGCAACUCACUCCACUUUGCACACAUGUCCUUAAUCACUGAAGAAGGCACAUUCUCCCCUCUCUCUUCCUCCUCCUCUGAGGCAAUUUCCUCAGCUGCGGUCUGUUGCUGUUCUAGUUGAAGGUGUUGCUGCUCUUCAGUGGUUAGCUCUUCCCUGUGGUCAUCCACCAACUCUUCCACAUCCUGGCCACUCGCAUCCAACCCCAUGGACUUCCCCAAAGACACAAUAGAUUCCACAACAGGUGUAGGGUUGUCAGGGUCAGCCCCAGCCCAUCAACUGCCUUGCCUUUUUGCAAAUUAUCGACUCCAAAACACUAUCUCCCAUGAAGGGUGAUGCUCACUCAACUGAGUCACUCGGCGCUUGAGUGGCUGAGUGACGCAGGUGGGCCGGUGGACACGUUUGGUACGGACCAUUGUCAACUCCAUGAAAACCGAGGUGAUGUAUGAAAACUGGGACAAAAUUUUGACAGAAAAAGUCCUCGAAAACCCGAAUCCUACGAAAACUGGGGUGUAUGAAAACUGAGAUUCCACUGUAGCUUGGUUCUACGUCCCAUGGUUCGGUUGACAACACACUCACCUCACACAAUUAGUGUCCAUGGUUCAAUCCCUGGCAUGGGUGGAAACAGACAUGUUUCCUCACACCUGUUGUUCCUUUUCCCGUAGCAGUAAGUUAGGUACCUGGUGUGGGUCUCAUCCUGUGGGACAAGAUUGAAAAGGACCCCAAUGGAAAUAAGACAGACAGUCCAUGAUGAUGCACUGACUUUAUUGGGUUAUCCUGGAUGGCUAACCCUCCAGGUUAAAAAGCUGAAGAAAAUCUUACAGUACCACUGCUAAACAUCAAGUGUACAGUGGACCCCCGGUUAACGAUAUUUUUUCACUCCAGAAGUAUGUUCAGGUGCCAGUACUGACCGAAUUUGUUCCCAUAAGAAAUAUUGUGAAGUAGAUUAGUCCAUUUCAGACCCCCAAACAUACACAUACAAACGCACUUACAUAAAUAUACUUACAUAAUUGGUCACAUUCGGAGGUAAUCGUUAUGCGGGGGUCCACUGUAUUCUCAAAAUUAGUGUACAUUUAGGUUUGGAAAUGCUUGGUUAUAAACACCAUACUUAGUACAGUAUGUAUAUUGAGAAAUAUAUAUUAUGUGUUAUAUAUAAAUACUUUUAUUUUUUAUGAUAGAGUAAUGUAUAUAAGACACUUUAGCUAUAUGUAUAAGAAUUGUGGCUUACUCUCCUGAAUUGUACUGUAUAUCAGUACCUGCUGAGGUAGACAUAUUUCAAAAGACACAUGUACAGUAUUUUAAUUUAUCAAGGAAACAUUCUAGCAUGACUGGCUUCUUUGGACCUGGCAAAAUGUUUUCCCAAUACAAUAUCUUAACACUGAGCAUGCAUCUUGUUUCACAUUUUUUAGUAAACUGUACCAAAUCUUUCCUUGACACAAGUUGUAGAAGCUUUGUCUGGGAUGAUGUUUUGCUGUCUAGAAUUUUCAUCAAGUUACAGUAUUUAAUAAAUUGAUAAAAGCUCUACAUAGAGAAAAAUAUUGUCCCAACAGAUAUUUUUGUAACGUGUGUCUUCUUCACCGUUGUUGGCAUUUUCUAUUUUGAUCCACUAGUAUCUGUUGUAGAGCUUGUUGGAAAAUAGUUUAAGCCAGAAAAUGGUUUUAAUUCAUUAGUUGGUUAAUUUUUACCAGAGGACUCAUACAGCAAAUAAGAGAAUUUUAUUAGUAUGACAUUUCAUCUACAUGAAGCUUUAUUGAGUACCUCCUUGUAUUUGAUAAAGCCUCAUGUAGGUGACACUUCACAUCAAUAAAGAUAUGUUGCUGUGUUUUCUUAUCACUUAUUGGCUAUGUCAUACUUCAACUUUUUCUACUAACAUAGAAUUUUAAUUACAGUAUUAAAAGUAUUAAUAAUUAUUGUUGGUAGUUUAGUGAUUAUAUUACUAUGCUACCGUAGUGCUAGAUACAUUAUUUUCUUAUACUGUAUGUUGUAUUUUGUUGACUGUAUAUUUUGUCUGACAUUUGUAGUGAAGGUGUUGCAUUAUAAUCCCUUGUUCCAGAAAAUUAGAGCUACACCUCACCUUCCUUGGCUCAAACCUGAUCACCUCAGGCGUUGUAUGACCCCUAUGGGUUUAGCGCUUCCACGUGGAUAUAUGAAUGUAAAGUACUGUAUGAUAUGGAAUAUAUAGUCUCACCUGAGAAAGUGAAA